AUGCCUCCCAGGCGACAACCUGCUCGCAAUGCUCAGGCCACUGUCCACUUCGUCGGCGACGACGUCGUCGCCAAGCGCACAAAGCGCCAUCUCGACGAACUCGAACGCUCCAACUACACCGAACCUUCCUCUAGCUCUUACCCUGGUCUUGCAGACGACGAUGACGAACCUGCUGCCAAGUCUGCUAAGGGUCGUGCGCGUCAAGUAAUCUCAGACAAGCGUCUCCAGGCGCUGCCAGGUCCAAAGCGCAAGAAGUCGACCAUGAACGUUCGGUCCGCCGUCCUCUAUCCAAAGAGCCUUGCGACGUUGAUUGAACAAUCCGGCAUCGCGCACUUGCCACCGAGCGUGCCUACAUACCUCACUGCGACCGCCGCGCCACCGAAGGUUCCCCCUCGUGCGCUGUGUUCAGUCUGUGGCUACUGGGGCCGCUACAAAUGCAUGAAGUGUGCGAUGUCGUAUUGCGAUCUGAAUUGCCAGACGACCCACGACGAGACGAGGUGCGAGAGGCGUGUGUUGUGA
This is a messenger RNA of Stereum hirsutum FP-91666 SS1, 519 nucleotides long. RefSeq lists its product as uncharacterized. Gene Ontology annotation, molecular function: nucleosome binding. NCBI's taxonomy places the organism in Eukaryota, Fungi, Basidiomycota, Agaricomycetes, Russulales, Stereaceae. The record is from RefSeq and is a predicted model, not a curated record. The transcript has 4 exons. The coding region runs from base 1 to 519 and encodes 172 amino acids. Gene Ontology annotation, biological process: chromatin remodeling. Gene Ontology annotation, cellular component: Swr1 complex.